Molecule: messenger RNA, 1389 nt
Organism: Aspergillus steynii IBT 23096
Lineage: Eukaryota; Fungi; Ascomycota; Eurotiomycetes; Eurotiales; Aspergillaceae
Exons: 1
Coding region: 153-950 (265 amino acids)
Cellular component (GO): nucleus; cytoplasm
Molecular function (GO): ribonucleoside-diphosphate reductase inhibitor activity
Source: RefSeq, a predicted model, not a curated record
GUCCUCCCUCCUCCUCACUCACAUUCUUCGUCCCCUCUAGUUCUUCCUUUACAUCACCACACCGCUCGACAAGCAAGGGGAACCCCAUUAUACUACCGCUUUGAGCAGCCGAAAUUAGUACUAUCGAAUCAUUCUCUCGCGUUCACGCCAACAUGUCGUCUGCACUCCGCUCCACCCCGAAGACAAAUGACCUCUCGAAACGCCGGCGAUUUCAACCACCUAUCACCACCUUCUUUCCCAACUCGUCCGAAUCGAGCCCUGCCUGCGAUGGCGUCUCAUACAAUCACUACUCCGCUAGGACCUACUCUCCCACCCCCACCGUCCCCGCAACAGUCCAGUCCUCUCUUCUGUCCGUGGGCAUGCGUGUCCGCAAGUCCGUUGCAGAGGGCUACAAGACCAAUGGAUCCAAAAUAGACGAGAAGACAACCUUCCCUUCAUACAACCCCACCAUCCUGCAUCGCAGUCCAGGCACUACUAGCGAACUUUCUCCGUUCUGCGGCACAACGAAGGCCGGCGAUUCCGUCACCCAACCCCACUCCAUGCCAGCCCAUGGCAUGGGCUACUACAACAACAACCAACUCAUCACCGACGACGGAGAUGCAUUCUCGCUGCCGCCCAGCAGCCAGGAAUCAAUCGCUUCGUAUUCCACUCAACCCACUGCCCAGAAACGGUCCUUCGACACCGACUGUUUGGAUGAUUGUGACUCGGAAUCCGAUAGUUCAACUACUCUUACACCGAGCUUCCACGGCAUGACUCCCACUGUGGGACGCACGAUUCUUUCGCCAAAGCUAGGCCACCAGCGACGUCGGUUCAUCGCCAUGCAGGAACAGAAAACAAUGGAUGUCGAUGAUUUUGACGAGCCGUCUUUCCUUCGACGUCGUGAGGAAGUCGAUACCGAUUAUGUUCCGGGCCGCGAAAGUGGCUAUGAAAUUCAAAUGGGCGGCAUGUAAGCAUGCUAUCACCUGUUUUUUUCCGUCUCUAUUUUCCUUUCCAAGAUUUCCGCUGGUCCUCGAACUCUUGUUCACGAGCAUGAUGCUUCCACACCGACGGGUUUCGGUGAUUGCCCAGUGCAGAUAUACCGUCUGCUUGGAAGGCUCAGGGUCUUGAGUCUUUGCAUUUUGUUUCUUUGGGUCUCUUGCUUAAACACGAUACCCUUAUUUGUAUUUCUUCUUCUUUUUUUCUUUUUGUUUCUUCUCUUAUGUCUCAUGCGUAUGCUUCUAUGGGGUGUUAUGUGGGUUGUGAUAUCAUACCAGGCGAUUGAUUGUACUGUACAUAUUUAACAGAAUACCCGAGACUUUGACAAUGACCUCGUUUUGGUGUCUACUUCCAGAAAGGCACAGGUCAUUACGAGUCUCACAAGUCUUAUUAUUUGUAUGUAGAAUAGCUAGC